Messenger RNA from Linum tenue, 1691 nucleotides. Lineage: Eukaryota; Viridiplantae; Streptophyta; Magnoliopsida; Malpighiales; Linaceae. The record is from the annotation of a GenBank genome assembly.
CUGAUCCAAACUAGGGCAAAUCGACGAGCCCAGCCCAGCCCAGAAGAGGUCCAUCGCUUUAGCCCAUCCGUCCCCAAGUAUAUCUCUCUCCCGACUUGUUUUUUCUUGCUCGCUCGAGCUCUAACAAUGGAGUCACUGUCCCUCUCGUCUCCUCCGAUCCCGCACCAAACGCAAACAGUAUCCUCCUGCUUCAAUCGCGAAGGAGUGGCAUCCUUCUCAACGUCGUCCUUCUCCUCGCUCCCUUCCAAACCGGCCGCCGCCAUUACCGCUCUUCAUUGCUCAUCCUCUUAUCCCAAAACCUCUGUUAACCCCUCCUUCAACACCAAUGCCUCCUUCCUCGCCUCUUCCCUCACCGCCAACUCCCCCCAGUCUCCCGCCACGGCCAUGAGGGGAGCAGAGGCUGACGCCAUGGGCCUGCUGCUCAGGGAGAGGAUCGUGUUCCUCGGCAACGAAAUCAACGACUUUGUCGCCGAUGCCAUCAUCAGUCAGUUGCUCCUCCUUGAUGCUCAGGAUCCCACCAAAGACAUUCGUCUCUUCAUCAAUUCUCCAGGAGGAUCUCUCAGUGCGACAAUGGCCAUCUAUGACGUUGUGCAACUUGUUAGGGCUGACAUUUCCACUGUUGCCCUCGGCAUGGCAGCAUCAACAGCUUCCAUUAUCCUUGGUGGUGGCACGAAAGGAAAGCGCUUGGCAAUGCCCAACACACGGAUAAUGAUUCAUCAACCACUUGGAGGUGCUAGUGGACAAGCAAUAGAUGUAGAGAUUCAAGCAAGGGAAAUCAUGCACAACAAGAAGAACAUUGUGAGCCUUAUUUCAAGCUGGUGUGGUCGGACGAUCGAGCAGGUGGAGAAAGAUAUUGAUAGGGACCGGUACAUGUCUCCAAUUGAGGCAGUUGAGUACGGAAUAAUCGAUGGUGUGAUUGAUAGGGAUAGCAUCAUUCCUCUACUUCCCGUGCCAGAUAGGGUUACGCCUACCCUGAAUUACGAGGACAUGCGAAAAGAUCCAAUGAAGUUCCUGAAUCCAGAUGUGCCUGAUGAUGAGAUUUACUAGAUAGCAGCAGCAGCAGCAUUUCUUCUUCUGUUGAAGGUACGUGCAAUACCACUUCUCGUGUCCCUUAAUCAGUCUUUCAUGUUUCCUGAAGCUGGUCUACUUCCUUCCUCUGUUGUUCUGGUUAGGCUCCUGAGCUGUGAAGUCUUCUUUCUCCAGGAGGCAGCACUGCGUGCUAUUCUACAGUUUAAAGUGUCUCCAAAAGUGAAACUAGGGAAUGUCAGUAACCAAAACGGAGGCCAUCUCCCUGUCUUUGGAGAUUGUAAUGUCUUUGUCUGUAACAUUUGGUAUACUUUAGGAGGAAUUUCUGCUGUGAUGAGAUACCAAUGAAUGAGAAAGACGAUGAAAGAAUGAUCGCGUUAUGCAUAGGGGUGUAAAUUGAGGUGGGUGUAGUUACCGACCCAUAUUUUGCGGGUACCCACACCUACAAAUUUACAAUUAUGCUACCCACACUUCGCACUGCAGUGGUUAGUGGAUAACCACUAUCCACUGCGGGUUGGGUGUGGUUAUCCGCAAAUAUCAAUCUUUGCAAGUAUGGAGUUGAGACCGCCACUCGUGAGGAAAAAAAAAAGAGUUGAGACCGCCACUAACGUAUUUGUAGUUCGUAUCUAGACUAUAGCAAUAUAGUGAUAUAUACAAUUGUGUUG